AUGACCAAGGACUUCCUCAAUGGUUUCACAAUACCGAGAUGAAUGAUAAAUGUCACAGCGCAGCACAUUCAGGCUCAGACUCACUGAGCACCAUUCACUAUCAAACAUCCACCAGAGAGGAAGCACAAUGUAUGUGGGAGCAGUGAUCUACACGUUGUUGGAGGUGCUCGUCGCUGUCAGCUGCUGUCUUGGUAAUGUUCUGGUUGUUUUGGCGCUGUGGACCAGUAAAAGCCUUCAACAGCCCACCUUCUGCCUCAUUGUCUGUCUGGCUGUGGCCGACUUCAUGGUUGGCUGUGUGGCCAUACCGCUGGCUGUGAUGGGGAACGGACAAGUGACGACUUCGUUCCACGGCUGUCUCUUCAUCAACUGCGUGGUCGUCCUGUUGACCCACGUCUCAGUUUUGUGUCUCACGGCUAUUGCAGUGGACCGCUUCCUCCGGGUGUAUGUCCCGCUCAGGUACAAAAGGACAGUAACACAGAGACAUUCUCGGCUUGUGGUAGCAGCGUGUUGGCUUGUUGCAAUACCGCUGAGUUUUGCUCCCAUGUUCGGAUGGUACAACCACGAAACCUUGUCCAAGAAGUCAGUCAACUCUACUAUUGUCUGCCAGUUUACAGCUGUGAUCCCCAUGUCAUACCUGGUUUACUUCAACUUCUUUCUCUGCACCCUCACACCGCUGUUGGUGAUGACUGUGUUGUACGGCUACAUUUUUUGCAUCAUACGAGGAAACCUUCGAGAGAAACCAGGCAACGGUCCCCAAAAACAGUCUCAGAACGACCUGAAGAAAGAGAGGCAGCUGGCCGGGUCUCUGUCUCUGGUCUUGGCUCUGUUUGCGCUGUCCUGGCUCCCUCUCCACAUUAUGAACUGCAUCGUUUACUUUGGUGAGCUGAAAGAUGUACCAGACAAAGCUUUCUAUGUUGGCAUCCUGCUUUCUCACGCUAACUCGGCUGUAAACCCAGUCGUGUACGCGUUCAAAAUACAAAAGAUCAAGACGGCGUACCUGAAGCUCUGGAGGGAGUUUAUCGCAUGGGGAGAAGAAAACCAAGGAACUCAGACAAGCCAGACGACAGACAACAGCAACGUGAAGAGCGUGGCCAAAAAUGAGUGAAGGAAGUUUUCCUUGUUUGUUUGUUUCAGGAGCAGGUUUGAUUAACUCUCGUGCACAAUGAAACAUUUAAACAUAUUAACAUUGUGUGAAAGUUUAUGAAGGCAGUUACAGUAUGUGAAGUGUAUUGAUGAGGAUGAUGUUCUGUGUGUUCAUACAGUAAGCACAGCUGAAAGUUCUGUUAUCUGGCUAUCAUUAUUGUUAUCUUUGGCUCAGGAAUGAGGGUGAGCAUGCAUGUGUGACUGUUGUGAAAAAGCUGUCUUGCAGAGUAAUGGAGCAACUUCCACUUGUCUUUAAAGCUUUGGUUUAGUUUUAUAUCACUGUUGUUUUUUUCUGUUUCAGUUCUUCAUGUCCUUUUCAACAGAAAGAACACUGUUGGAAAUCACCUUCACUAAAAAUAGAAAACAACCUCGACACUAGAGGUCAAUUUAAACAUGAUUGUCACUUAGCUAACAUUCGUUGUGCUGCGUGUACACUUCAAACCCAAGUACAAUCUUGUAUAGGUCAGAACAGCUGUGAGCUGCACGGCAGACAUCUGUUAAUAUUUCGUUCUCCUGUGGAAAAGGAAGUAGAGGAAAACCCAUUUCAAAACAUUGCAGUCUAACACAACACCACAAAAUACAACCACAAAGAUGAUUAAGAGUUGAGUUAACUAAUCUCUCUUUCACAAAGGUAGCGUUUAGGUGGGGCGACUGGCUCAGAAGGUAGAGCGGGUCGUCCCUCAAUCAGAAGACCGGCGGUGCGAUCCCCGAUCCUUGUCGAUGUGUCCUUGGGCAAGACACUUAACCCCAAAUUGCUCCCGAAGGCUGUGCCAUUGUUGUGUGAAUGGUUGGUUUGUUCUGAUGGGCAGGUGGCACCUUGCAUGGUAGCAUGUAUGAAUGGGUGUGUAUGGGUGAGGGACAUGUAGUGUUAAAGCGCUUUGAGUGGUCGAAAGACUAGAAAUGGACUUGCUAUACAAGUACAAGACCAUUUGCCAUUUAUUGCAGAGCUGUCGGAUGGCAUUUGCAUUGUACAGAUGAUCAUGGUUUUCAAUAUCGGCAAUACAUAAUGAAAUACUGAGCUACUGAUGUAUUUUUAACAAGCAUUCUUAAGAGUAAGUCUCAAGAGUAAGUCUUUGAGAUAAUCAUGCAGGUCUAUUAAAUUGAACAAUAAAAUCUAACCUGAAAUCUAUUUUUUUUUUAAUUCAAAGAUGAAUACAACUUUUUCUUUGACUCAUUAUUUAUUUAAUUAUGCUGACGUUUGUUUGUCUUAAGUUCUUAUUUCAGAAAUUCUGUUGAUGUCCCACAUUGUUUCUGUAGGUAGUGGACUGUAUGUUAAUUCGAUUUAUUGUGAGAUCUUUACAGGUUUAUAGUUAGUUGUGUGCUAGUUAGCCCUUUUUUCAUUUUCUCACUUUGAGGGAGGAUUCACACCCAAAAGUCUAGUUCUGCUUUCAUGCUACACCAGUUACAGAGAAUGAGCCAAACAGCGAGCUGCUGGCUGCUGUCUCAAAACAGUCCGUCCGUCCCUCCCUGCUGCUUCCUAGCUGUGGGGAGUGAUGCGGAGGGACAAUGAGGUGCGCUAGCUAGCUAAAUAUUUUCUUAUUUGUGGUCUGAUAAACAGUAAAUGUAUGAAAUUCAGUGGGAACAAAUGUGCAAAUAGGCUACUAGUUAAACACUCACCAAAACAAGAAAGCAAACAUUUCUUUUACAAUAAAAUUACAUAUAAAUGGUAUGCUUCCUGUGAUUGGUUGGAGUGGUUUUCACACCAGAAAUGAACUGCUCCAGAGUUCAUUUGAUAGCGGUCCGAGACCACCUCUUUGACGCGGCCCAGAGAGCGUUUGUUUGGUCCAAGCUGGAGUCCGAGUUGUGCAAACCGCACCAAGGGGGUAAACGCUUCAGGGAUCAGUUGAGCCAGACCAAAUAAAGCAGCCUCAGAAUCUAUUGUAUAUACCACUUUAUUUUCUUCUGUAGGCUACAUGCAGCAUGUCAUGAAUCUGAAGUCAAAUUAAACUUGUUUAUUGUUGAUGAAUACAGUCUUUAAAUGAGCAUUUACUUUCCUGCCAUAAAUAGUUUUAUGUAGUUUAUGUACAAGCCACUAUUAUCAGCCAUCAUAUGUAAAAAUGAAUUUCUGUGCACAUUCAAACUCUGUUUGCAUAAUUUAGCUCAAUAACAGUAUAUUAUUUGGAAGAUCUUACACCACAACUUCCUUUUCCAUUUCUGCGUGUGUUUGACACAGCUAUCUAACAGAAAGUAAACUGAUAUCAAUCUAAUAUUAAUCCUUUAAUCUGACUUCUUUUGCUAACUUUUUACACACUUGGUUUAUAGAGUGAUUAAUUUUAUAUCCUUUUAUAACCUCAGUCAUAAUUCCAAACUGCCUUGACCGGUAUCUCUUGCUGUCCAGUUAAUAAGAAAUUCAAAUGUAAUACUUAAUAAAAUGCUACUCCCACAUUUGUGAAGGUUACAUACAGUUUUAUUGAUUUUCAUACAGUUACAAUCAUAAAGUUUCAUAAAGUUAGAAUCCCCAUCUCCAUAUCUCUUUAUUUAUGCAGAACUUUUUAAAAACAAAGUUAUACAGUGCUUUACAUGCUUGAACCAAGAUUAUAACAAUUUAGAACUGAUAAAUAAAAUAUUACAAAAAUAAAAUGGAAUAAAAUACCCAACAAUAAAUAGGUAAAGCAGUAAACUGGUAUGGCCUGUUGGAAGUUUGAUACUUGUCCAAGUAGCAUAGAGUUGUGCACAGUCAUCCCGUGUGUUGUUGCAUCAAAUUAUAUCCUUAUCAAAUUACCACCAUCAAAUACCAUCUUUAAAUAUGCAUUCAAACUUAAUUCUGAUUCUGUUUUCGCAAAACACUUUUGUAAUGAGGCACAUUACCAGCAGCACAUUAAUGACUGUAGGUCUUUGUCCUAUGGACUGCCUCAAACUUCUCUCAGACAAAACUUUAGUCCUGCAGUUAAGACUGACACAGCUCUUAAAUUUCAGGGUUUCUCCUAACUCUACCAGCUCGGAGCUUCUUUCAUCACAAGGAUGUCUUGUGAAAAUUGUCACAGAUACACAGUUCCCAAAACUUCCAGAGUGAUUUUUAUUUCUCCAAUUUCCAGAGUGAUGGUAGUCUUUGGCCACAAGAUGGCAUCAGAGUGGCUCCAACGCCACUCGUCCAAUGUGAGUGAGCUUCAUUCCAAGCACUCAUUGUACCUCUCAAGGAAGGUAAUUGGCUGUAUAGUUAACCCCUGAGUAGGAUUCACUCCAUCCCACAAACUAUACAACCUACUACCUCACCUUGCUAGGCUCAACUUCAGGCACCAAUAAAUGACUCAAUAUGUGCUAACUUCAGUACAUCUUAGAAGAGACCAGUCCAUCAUUGUCUCGUAAAGUCGUUGUGUCCACAGUCUUCUCCUCAGACGUGAGGCACGGAUCAUUGCUUAUUUUAUUUUUUUUAAUAAGCAUGCUUUUUAUUGGUUUCUGAAGAAAAAUGACUACAACAACCUAACAACAACAACAGCAAUGACAUAUAAUAACCAAUAACCAGAUAGUUACUGCAGACUAAAAACUAUUCAAAAAGGAGGGAUCGGGUUCUCUCUUAAUCUACUUUACUCCAUGUGUUGGUGAGUUCCUCUGUUCCCGGAGCCUCCCGAGUGCAUCCAGAGCACCUCUCCACAGCAGAUCAACCUGUCUCCUUAGGAAAGACAGUAGACUGUAUAGUUAUCUCAGAGGGAGGACAGGGACCCCACAACUAUUCAAUCUACUACCUCAGCCUUAAGGACAGACGCUUUUGCAGGGAGCAGUGGAAGCUUGUCGGUCCAACUGUGAGACACAAAUAGAGAGCGAUUAGGUGAGGUUUUAUUCCACUUGGGGCAAACAACAGUUGAACAUUUUUUUUUUGUUGUGUCUGGGCCAAGAUGUGAAGCAUGGUAUCAUCUUAGAUUAUAUGUAGUAGCAGCACUUCACAGAAAGUAGACUUUCAAAGAAUUUCCUGUGACAUUUUGUAGAAAGCUACUGGAAUUGCUUUGAUAAUACUAGCAUGCACACGUACACUGGUAAACAACAUUAUUCAGAAGACCCACCCCACCAUGAAAUCAGGUAGUCUGGUAACAGUUUUAUCAGGAAUUACCUUCUAGGAGCAAUUUCCUCUCCAGACUCACCACAUCGUAGCCUGAGUUGUAAAAUCAAGGUUUGGUUAAGCAGACUCUCACCAGCCUGACUGUGCUACCGUGUUAAUGUAAGUGUUCUUCAGUAUCUGAUCACUUACACUGGUCUGUGUGAAUAUAUCUGGCCGGUGUUGAAGAACUACAGGUGACGGAUACACUGCACACAAUGCUGCUUUCUCAAUGACAUUGACGAGGAAAUACUAUUUGUCACCGCAGAGAGCUUAGUUUCAUGGAAACUGGCUCAUAAAGAAGGACAGCUGUGCCAGGAACUAGUACCUAUUUCACUCUUAAACUUCCCAACAGACUGAAAAAGUUGCUUGGUUUAAGCACCGCCCCCCCUAGUUUAGUCCCUUCUGUCUCAACAACCAGAGAGCGAAGGGAGAAAGAUGGAAAAUGGCAGUACCUCGGCCAUUUUAGGGAGUCGUUUGGCACCCGAACCCAACAUCUGUGGUGCAACCUGUUAACUUCUGCCUCCUCCUUCCAAUCCCAAUCCAUAAAAUAGACUUGUUUGUUGACCUCCAAAUAAUGCUACGAGUGGCUGAAGGAAUUGCGUCUUCAUCAUUUAUUUCAGAGAGGUGGUUGUUGCUGCAGGUUUGACUUCAGAUUAUUGCCCUUUUAGCUCAGUGUGAAAGCCACUUCAAGUCCAUUGAAAAAAAAAAAAAGUGUGCCGUGCCAGCUAGUCUGGGACACAAGCUGGGCAGAGCUGUCUGGGCCCCGACAGAGCCUCAUUUUGGCCCCAGACACUGUUAUGGUAGACGACGAUGGUCGACCCAUGCAAAGGCUGGGCCGCUUUGCAUAAAUUAGCAUGUGAACCACCACGGUGGCUGAAAAGCGGCUGGGCAGUUCGUUAACAUUCUGAAUUCCUCUUUGGCCUAAUUAAUGCCGACAGUGAUUGAAAUGUUUUGGCCGGCUGUGCGGCCUGCGGUGCCAGGGCAUGCUCAUUUGGGCAGAAUGAAAAAGGCACAAGGGCAUCAGAGAGUGGGAGGCCUUAAUUGAGAUGUUGAAUUAAUUAGACGGUAAAUGGUAUCAAACUACUCUAACUGGCUGGCCAACGCAGAGGGGAUGGAGUGAAGCGGGAGUGGAUUCAACUCUUUGUACAAAAAGAAGUUGUGUGGACUUCAAACUAAAUUUAGUUUAGUGGAUUGAUACCUGCUUAUCCGUGUUAAGUAAUUAAACCGCUAAAAAUAAAUACACACAAGUAGGUUUUGCAUUGUUUCAUUAAAUUAUCAGCAGUCCGUCUGAUUCAAGCGUCCGUUCUUACCUUGAUUGUUUCCAAAUAUCCUGUUCGUGAUUGUGCAUUUUACCAAAAACUGUCCUAGAGGUAAACACCAAUCAGUAUCUCCGUUAUGAUCCGGUGGGUGGGUUGGUAGAACUAAAGCAAACGCUUUUCUUUUUUUUAACACCCGGAAGUGAUGGUUUGACUUUCUCGCUAUAUCCGUAAGCUGCUGAUGAUAAGAAAAUGGCUGCUCUGUUGCAGAGUAUAACAAAGGAGUAAUGUUAUCAAUCCGUGACGUUCAUGUAAGACUCACUCAGAACAGUCAACACGGUCGUUCACCGCUGCUUCAGAGCCGAGGGCAACUCGUCUUAAUGGCGAAGGUUGGACUUAUCAAAGAUAUCCAUGUUGUUAAACUGCGAAUUUAGUAGAUGAAGGCACAAAAAAAAUAUAUACCCAUCACAAGUUGGCGUCGGUCCAUGAUGAUCGGCGGAGUAACGACUGUGAGGGAAAAAGACUGAGGUUGGUUCUCUUGAGCGGCUCUCUCCAAUAUUUGGUGCCAAGAAAUGGGCAUUGUCUGCGUGCCAAGCUGAUUCUCAAUGAGACAAAAAAAAAGGGGGUGAUGCCGUGGAUGCAGCAUUGCAGAACCCACCACCGAGGGGGGAGGAGAGUGUUGGCAGCCGAGCAAUGAGAGGAUGCCAUGUCAGAAAGCGGCUAUGAUACCACACAAUAAGGUAUGGUGGCAUAGCCUGCCGCCACAUGCUCAGUGCAACGUGAGCUAGGUGUUCGCACAUCUUGAGAAAGGUCCUUUGUUCCCAAAGCACACUUUGUCCAUAUGUUGGGUAACUGGUUAUGUUUUGUACGAGCCCGAGGUUUCACUUGAAUCUCUUCAUCUGUGAUGCAGCCUGUUCAAUACACUCAGGUCAGCAGGAGUUUACCGCUGGCUAGCAGGCCGACGUCCUUAUUCAGAACAUCAUUUACAAAUUAAUUAUACUUUCAAUAAGGGGUGUGGCAAUAUACCCUUAUUGACUAUAACAGUGAUAUUUAUUAAUUUAAAUAUGUUAAUACUAUGUAAAUAAUCCAUCCCUUAAUGACUUAACGACGAUGUAAUGGUGGCAGAUGUUAGGCUUUGUGGAUGUUUUUGUUCAUCAGUCGCUAUGGUGGCCUUUUCACUGUCCGUUAGUGUAAUUGUUCUUUUUGUACAGUUAUGAUUACAGACUCUCUCUCUCUCCACCUCCUCACACUUUUGAGUAUAUAUUAUAUUAUUAUUUUGAGUAUAAUCCAUUUGCUGGAAAUGGGACAAAAUGCACAACAUACAAAGUUAAAGCGAAAUUUAACUGAUGCCAUUGUUUGUUUGUUUUUACAUUUUCGAUAGAUAUCACGAUAAUAUCGUUAUUGUGAAUUAUUUUGGCCACGCUAAUCGAUACCACCACAGCUGUAGUUUCAAUGGAGCAUAAAAUAACUGAACUAUAGUACUAUAUAUUUUCUUACAAAAGUACACGCACAUCUUUUAUUCCUGAGAAACAAAGUAAGACGCGUGUGAACGUAAAUUAGUACCAACCAGUUUAAACCAAUAAUAUCAUGACAUUCAUCCAUCAAUACACAUACAGACCUCUGUAGCUCCGUAUCGCACUACAUUUGAAGCUCGUCCACUUUUUAGCGGUCCAACCCGGAGGCAGGACGUUUGAUUUAAAUCCCUCUUGUAACUGUACACGGUUACACGGCAGUACAGAAGCUAAAGACGCUCUACCUUCUGUUUCUCUAAGAUUCUAAUCUUACGACCCUUUUGGGGGUCCAGACCCCGGGCUGGGAACCACUGCACUAUUUAAUAUCUGGUCCCAAUUAGAAAGAAAAUAGCCCCUUAUAUUUAGUCAGGAUGUCAUU
Messenger RNA from Anarrhichthys ocellatus (wolf-eel), 8322 nucleotides. Its product is annotated as adenosine receptor A1-like. Gene Ontology annotation, biological process: G protein-coupled adenosine receptor signaling pathway. Bases 50 to 1105 code for a protein of 351 amino acids. Gene Ontology annotation, molecular function: G protein-coupled adenosine receptor activity. The transcript is spliced from 2 exons. Lineage: Eukaryota; Metazoa; Chordata; Actinopteri; Perciformes; Anarhichadidae. The record is from RefSeq and is a predicted model, not a curated record. Gene Ontology annotation, cellular component: synapse; dendrite; plasma membrane.